UCCAGGGUGUUUUUUUAGAGAGAGAAAGCUGUACAGUGUGUGUGUGUGUGUGUGUGUUGGAGUUAGAGAGAGAAAAGCUUCAGAAGAAUCAGAUAGGUUAGAUUUAUAUACUUAAAGAAUAGAUACACUUGUAGUUGGAGUUACACAUUAUUCUCUCUCUCACUCACACUCUCAGUGCUAGACAACGCACACACACAGAGGAAGAGAGAGAGAGAGAGAGAGAGAGAGAGAGAGAGAGAGAGAGAGAGAGAUGGAGGAUCUCGAGGAGGAAGAGAGCGGAGCAGAGGAGGUGUUGGGAUCAAGCUUGACCAUGGAGAAGGUGGCGGCGGCGAAGAAGUUCAUUGAGAAUCACUAUAGGGCACAGAUGAAGAACAUCCAGGAGAGGAAGGAGAGGCGUUGGGUUUUAGAAAGAAAGUUAGCUUCUUCAGAUGUGCCAAACGAGGAACGGAUCAACCUCAUCAAAGAUUUAGAGAGGAAGGAGACUGAAUAUAUGCGGUUGAAGAGGCACAAGAUCUGUGUUAAUGAUUUUGAGCUUUUGACCAUCAUUGGAAGGGGAGCUUUUGGGGAGGUUAGACUGUGUCGGGAGAAGAAAUCUGGAAAUAUUUAUGCCAUGAAAAAGCUGAAGAAAUCUGAAAUGCUUAGGAGAGGUCAGGUGGAGCAUGUUAGAGCUGAGCGAAACUUGCUGGCCGAAGUUGCCAGUCAUUGCAUUGUGAAACUUUACUACUCAUUUCAGGAUGCUGAUUACUUGUAUUUGAUUAUGGAGUAUCUGCCUGGGGGUGACGUUAUGACUCUGCUGAUGAGGGAAGACACCUUAAGUGAAAAUGUUGCCAGAUUUUACAUUGCACAGAGUGUUCUGGCAAUAGAAUCUAUUCACAAACAUAAUUACAUUCACAGAGAUAUUAAACCUGAUAACCUACUUCUGGACAAAAAUGGUCACAUGAAGCUAUCUGAUUUUGGCCUCUGUAAGCCUCUCGAUUGUAUUACCUUGUCUACACUGCAUGAAAAUCAGACCAUGGAUGAUGAAACUUUGGCAGAGCCAAUGGAUAUUGAUGGAUGUUUUCCUGAUGCGGACAAUCGAAGCAGUUGGAGAAGUCCACGUGAACAGCUUCAGCAUUGGCAGAUGAACAGGAGGAAGUUGGCAUUUUCAACUGUGGGGACACCCGACUACAUUGCUCCUGAAGUACUUCUUAAAAAGGGUUAUGGGAUGGAAUGUGAUUGGUGGUCACUAGGAGCAAUAAUGUACGAAAUGCUGGUCGGUUACCCUCCAUUUUACUCUGAUGACCCAAUAACUACAUGCAGAAAGAUUGUUCAUUGGAGAAAUCAUUUAAUAUUCCCAGAAGAUGCCCAAUUAACACUUGAGGCUAAGGAUCUAAUCUACAGGUUGCUAUGUGAUGUUGAUCAUAGAUUAGGUACACGAGGGGCACAUGAAAUCAAGGCUCAUCCUUGGUUCAAGGGAGUGGAGUGGGAUAAGUUGUAUGAAAUGGAGGCAGCAUUUAAACCUCAAGUCAAUGGGGAGUUGGAUACUCAAAACUUCAUGAAGUUUGAUGAGGUUGAUCCACCAACAGCAGCAAGAACUGGAUCCGGAUCCUCACGAAAGAUGCUUCUAACUACCAAAGAUCUAAACUUUGUUGGUUACACUUACAAGAACUUUGAUGCUGUAAAGGAAGGACUUCGUCAUUCCACAGACUUAGAGAAGAGUAUCUCUGCUGCCAAUAUUGUAGCCGGGGCCACAGAUAUGGGGAAGUCAAAUGUGGAGAUAGAUAUUAUGAAUGAACCCCUAGCCGAAGCACUGAGCCUAGAAGAAGAAAUAGGAGUUAGAUCUGGCCCAAAGCCUACUACAGCUGUCCUAAAUCAACGACCUCUGGAAAGAGCUGUGAGUGGAACAGUUGGGCGAAGUGUUUUUGAAUUAGAUUGUACUCCACUUUGGGGAUUUACAUCUAUGUGUGGAAAAAGGCCAGAGAUGGAAGAUGCAGUUGCAACUGUACCUCAAUUUUUUAAAAUUCCUAUUCAAAUGCUAAUAGGUGAUAGGGUACCUGAUGGAAUAAACAAAUGUUUCAGUCAGCAGACAAUACAUUUCUUUGGAGUCUAUGAUGGCCAUGGUGGCUCUCAGGUAGCAAAUUAUUGUCGUGAGCGCAUGCAUUUGGCGUUGGCUGAGGAAAUAGAAUUUAUCAAGGAAGCUUUAAAAGCUGGAAGUACCAAGGAUGAUUGUCGAGAUCAGUGGAAAAAAGCUUUCACCAAUUGCUUUUUGAAGGUUGAUGCUGAAGUUGGGGGGAAAGUUAAUUGUGAGCCUGUUGCCCCAGAAACCGUUGGGUCAACUGCUGUUGUUGCUAGUAUAUGUUCGUCUCAUAUCAUAGUUGCAAACAGUGGUGAUUCAAGAGCAGUUCUGUGUCGUGGUAAAGAACCCAUGGCGCUAUCUGUUGAUCAUAAACCAAAUCGUGAUGAUGAAUAUGCAAGAAUUGAGGCAGCUGGAGGAAAGGUGAUACAAUGGAAUGGUCAUCGCGUAUUUGGAGUUCUUGCAAUGUCAAGGUCUAUUGGUGACAGAUAUUUGAAGCCAUGGAUUAUUCCAGAUCCUGAAGUUACAUUUCUUCCUCGUGCAAAAGACGAUGAAUGUCUCAUUCUGGCUAGUGAUGGCUUGUGGGAUGUCAUGACAAAUGAAGAGGUGUGUGACCUGGCUCGAAGACGUAUACUUCUCUGGCACAAGAAAAAUGGCUUGGAACUGCCCCCAGAAAGGGGAGGGGGAAUUGAUCCUGCUGCACAAGCAGCUGCAGAAUACCUAUCAAACCGUGCUCUUCAGAAGGGAAGCAAAGAUAACAUCACUGUUAUUGUGGUGGACUUGAAAGCUCAGAGAAAAUUUAAGAACAAGACAUGACUGUUUCUUCAACUGCACCUGAGUGUUUGAAGAUAAUGGAAAGCUGAACAUGAUCCCAUAUAGUUUCUCUGCCCAUAAAUUUUUCAUCUGGGCAUUUCAUGGCUCGAGAAUAGCACCCUGUACUAUAUAAUACAACCACCUUUCCCUAGAACUCUCAAUUGAUUAAGAGUUUUUCCUUGUUGUACACUGCCGCAUUGGAGCUAUGUAAAUCUUCGCUGCUUGUUGUAGUGGGUAUAGGAGACCAGUUCCAUGCCAUCUGUCAGCAUAUUGUAUUCAUUAUUAUGCCUCCGAGAACAAAGGCUCUGUGAGGUAUUUACUUCAUAUUAUUUUAACUUGUGUUGUUUAUAAAAAAGUAGUAGCUAAUUGGCCUUGUGGUUUAGAAGUUGUGAUCCAUUGUAGAAUUUGGUGUUACAUCAUCCCUUCUGAGUUGUGUCGGUGGUGGAUUGAUAUCAUUGGUCAUGACCCAAUUUCAGUAGUUGUACUGCAAUUAUGAUGGUGGAGAACAAUUAUAGGCAAGGUUGCUUAAGAAAAGUCCCUGCUUUCUUUUUUUUAUUCGGGUGGUUUGCCUAUGCUUCUCAUGUAUUUUCCUUUGAAUUAUGAGAUUAUAAACUGGAAUCUGGCUUAUCAUG
This is a messenger RNA of Abrus precatorius (Indian licorice), 3498 nucleotides long. Its product is annotated as protein phosphatase 2C 77. Bases 251 to 2869 code for a protein of 872 amino acids. The transcript has 15 exons. Gene Ontology annotation, molecular function: ATP binding; protein serine/threonine kinase activity; protein serine/threonine phosphatase activity. Gene Ontology annotation, biological process: protein dephosphorylation; peptidyl-serine phosphorylation; intracellular signal transduction. The record is from RefSeq and is a predicted model, not a curated record. Lineage: Eukaryota; Viridiplantae; Streptophyta; Magnoliopsida; Fabales; Fabaceae.